GAGAAAAGCCUGCGAUGGCUUCGCUCAGGCAGGAGCAGCAGUAUGGGCUCUCCUGUGGAAAACAUAAUAAAAACAGCUCCAACUGGACGCUGUACCAUGUCAAGCUCACGGACACGGCGAUCAGAGCGCUGGAGGCUUACCAAAACAUCAAGGGAUCUUUACCAAGUGAACCAUCAAUUUGUUUCAAAGGAAACCAAGGGUACGUCAAGAUCCCAGCUCCCACACCAGAGUCACCUUCUGCUAUUCGUGUUUUCUCCUUCUACUUAUCCAGUGACAGCAAAGAUCAACCUCAGGCCAGCUUUGACUGCAUCCAUCAGUAUGUUUUAAGUGACGGCCGCGAGCAGCUGGAAGGUCAAGGUAUCAUCCAGGACAAGAUCACAGUGUGUGCCACCGACGACUCGUACCAGAUGACCCGUGAGAGGAUGUCUCAGGUGGAGAAGGACAGCUGGAGCCGCUCCGCCAUCGAGAUCAAACCUGGCUCUACACAUCCAAGUAAAUGUUUCAAGUUCAACAAAAAACAAGGUCCUCUGACCACUGUGUCGGAAAGUAGCUUCUAUAAGCCAUCCGCCAACAACCGGAGAAAUGGUGUUGUGACCACGCCGACCCAGAAGCCCUUGAGGGAGCGAAUCAUUCACCUGCUGGCUUUAAAAUCCUACAGGAAACCAGAGCUGCUGCUGUGGCUGGAAAGAGAAAGAGCUGGCCCAAAGGACAGUCUCAUCAUGUGGUGUAUUCUGUUUCAGGUGGCAAAGGCAAACCCCAGAGACAGCAGCUACCUGCUGAGAGAUGACUUCUACAGACACGUUCAGAUGGAUUGGCCCAACUACAGUGAGGAGGAGAGACAGCAGAUCAGCAGGCUGCUGGCCAGAAAGUUGCAGCCGCACAUCAGCCACCAAUCAAGGAAUUCUCAAUCAAAUUCAUCAAUACCGAAGACCUCAGAGGAAACAAUGCUAAAUCAAAGCACAGCCAAAAAUUCUGCAGUGAAACGUCCUGUGCCUUUUGACUCAUCGGAAAGGCUAGCUACUAAGAGACAAAGACUUGUGGACCAAAGGUUGCAGCAGCAGCCCAGUAAUGAACUCCUCCCCAAUAAAGGACACAACAAUACAACUCUUACCCUCAACCCCAGUUUCCACACAAAGACUGAGUUUCAACAGACAAGUAACCACACUGGUAACCAGAAUGGCUUAUUAGGGGGCCACAAUGGCUUUCCUCUAACGCACAAACACUCUAGUGCGUCCAACGCACCUGUUUCGAAGAGCAAAGAGCAGGAAACCAGUAAGCAGCAUCAGCCUCCACGGAUUGACUCUGACUGCACUCACCAGCAGCUCCCCAACAGCCAGCACAAGAAGAAGAAAUCUAAAAAGCACAAAGAAGAAAGAGAGAGGUUAAAAGACGACAAGGGGCAAUGGAUAGAGCAGAGUCCUGAUCUCAAGCUGACCCUGGACAAACUGGACAAUCCUGACAUCACAAAUGCUGUGGCCUCCGAGGAGAAGCCUGAUUAUGUGAUCACAUAUGGCAAAAUAAUGAGUUUGGAGCAGCGUCAGCAGUACCAGGAGGAUUUCUGUGGGGAAUACGAUGAAUACAAAGACCUGCCCUCCCGCAUCGCCACCAUAACUCACAUGUUUGUUCAACUGGGGUAGAUCAAGAGUUUGUCACCUGGUACACAGAAUAUAAGAAUAUUUGAAAUACUUACAUUACAACUAUUUGUAUUUCUCCUCUCCUCACAGAAGUUCCCAGGUUAUCGGGAAGAGAAGAAACGCUGUGAAUAUCUUCAUGAAAAACUUUCCUACAUAAAACAGCUCAUCAUGGACUACGAUGUUUGUCGGCUUCAUCAUAGCAUCGGAUCUCCCCUCAGUCGACUGCUUUGCAUACACAACGCAGGCAUGAAACAAAGGAUUUCCACAGAGAGUGAUAUAACAAAGACAUUAAUACUGCUGGGGACCACGGAUGGUGCUUAGUCACUGUUAAUGUAAUCAGCAUCAGAUUUCACUCUGAUUUUAUUUAUUAGUCUAAUUGUUGUGAAACCUCCACCAGGAAACCAAAUGAUGAGAUCUUGGAAAGCAUCACUGCUCAUCAGUUUGCCCUGAAAGACAUCUUCUUUGUCAGUGUAAGCAUUUUGUCAGAGAUGUGUUAAAUGUAGCAAAAUCUUACUUUUGAUCUUUGAACACUUGGAUCAAAUGUGCUCCAGGCAAGCUUCCCAUUUCUUUUAAUAGAAAUGGAUAAUUUCAACGCGUAUACUUUUCAAUCCCAUAUCAAAGUUUCUCAUUACUGACACAUGACUCAAACCGCCCUCUGCAGAAAAAGGAAAAGUAAUCCUGAAAUGAUGUACCUUUUUGAACUCUGAUCCAAAUCCAGUCUUCAUAUCUUAUAACGCAAAUGUUCUGAGAUUUUACACUCAGUUUCCUUUGAGAUUUCAGGCACUUUUAUCUUAAGGAUGACUAUCAAAGUAGUUGCUGUAUCAGCAUCAAGAUAUUGAAAACUGAUUCAAAUAAAAUCUCAGAAGAAACUGGUUUUGUACUGCAAGCAAGUGAAAUCAUCUCACACUGGCUAGUAGACAAUUGUAUUUUUAGGAUUCAAAAAUGUUUAAAUUGAUGUAUUAUUAUGUAGACAAGUUGCAAUAUAGGCAGUAAAGGAUUCCUCUUUUUCACCAUGUUUCAGAGCUUGGGCUCAUGGUCCAGACACAAUAUGUUUUUAGCGUCUGAAUCCACAAGGAAAACAUAAGAAAAGAAAUAGUGUUUGGAUGCUCCAGGAGCUGCAGGUUCAUGCUGUCUUCUUGUAAAUGAUUGGUAAAAGGGACCGACAUAAAGACAAAUUCCUCCCUUGAGUCAUUACUGACACAUAGUCAAUCUGGCUUCAAGUCUAUAGUAUUUAAAGCCACUGAAAAACAAGUGUCUUUCACUCUCUCUCCUUGUUUCAUUAGAGCUACGGAUGUGUUCAUUUAAAGCCACCUUCCUCUGUUUAUCUGAACGGUGUUCCUCACUUUGAAGGGUCACAUGUUGAGAUCAAGGAUUUUUGUGAAGAAAAAAAAGCGGGGUGGACUGGAUCAGGUUCUUUCUUUUUAAGUCUGCCGACCUGACACUGAGGCGGAAAGUGCAUGGGUUGAAGCUGUUUUAAAUCCUUCGAAUAUUAAUGAGAAAUGGAAACAAGAAAAUAUAGCCCCUCCUUCACUUAACAUUUACUACUAAUUCUGGAUUUGAACUUUUCACUGUAAGAUGAGAGACCCUGAAGCUUAAGGGUAAAUAACAUACAUGUCCACACUGUUGUGCAUCGCUUUAUUAUUUAAUUUCUGAUUUGGAGUGAACAGUGAUUGUUUCAGUCAACUUUAUUUGUGGGAAUAUGCAGCCAUAGUGCUUUUAAAUAGUGGACACUCUUAACAUUAUAUCCAGCUCUGGUACAGAAGCCUGGAGGGUUCAUGUCUUUCACUUCACAGUUAAUAAUAGUUUCCCAGUCAAUUCUUUUUGCACUAAAGUCAGUCUGAGAGAGACGGGGUGACACAGUAAAAUUUCCUUUGAAUUUCUUUUUCAUCAUGGUUGCAGUUUUUUGUAUUGAAUGUUAUCACACAGUCAGUGAUGUAAAGCCUUAAGAAUACUCUUUUUAUAGGACAGAAACCUCACACUGCCAACAUUAUCAAGGACUCAUCAUCCACACACACACACAAACACACACACACACACACACACACACACACACACACACCUGUGAUCUGCCUUACAUUACAGCUAGCUGUUACAUUUCAACCUCUCUACAUUUCACUGUUAAAAUAUAUGCCGACAGUGGCUUUCUCACACAUCUGAGUACUUUCUGGAAGACAUGUUACAUAAUAUAGUUCAAAUAAUAAUGUUUGAAUUUGUAAUCCUUCUGGUACUUCAAGUAAUCAUGUUCAGGUCUUUGUCUGAAGGAACACUUUCUUGAGAACAUGGAGCAGGGACUGUCUUCACUAAUUAUUGCUUUAAUUCAAGCACAAAAAAAAUCCAUUGUUGAAAUAAUGCUCAAUCACUUUUAGGCAGUUGAGAGUUUUCACAUAAAGGUUUUGGGGGAAACAGAUGUAUUAGUUUCAAGUGGUUGUUUAAAGACCAUGAUUUUCUGUGGAGAAUGGAGAAAGAAUCACUGGUCUUCAAGUUCUAUUUCAUGAAAUGUUUCAGCAAAUAAUGUUAUUUAUCUGUGCAAGACUUUUUUUCAUGCUACAUUAAAAGUUCAUAAGUUGUGUUUUGACUUAUGCAGAAAAUGUACAAUGGAACCAGCAAGUACUACACGGGAGGUGUUUUUAUGUACUAUGUAAACAUAAAGGUUAGCCACAAAGGAGCCAGAAAAAAGAGGGUUCUAAAUGAACUGCAUUUAAUAAAUGUAUACAUUCUCUUUUCCUGUUAUGCAAGGUUCAAAUAAUAAAACAUCAAAGUGGCUUUUGCCUUCAUUUUUA
Molecule: messenger RNA, 4414 nt
Organism: Notolabrus celidotus (New Zealand spotty)
Lineage: Eukaryota; Metazoa; Chordata; Actinopteri; Labriformes; Labridae
Product: RNA polymerase II elongation factor ELL2-like
Biological process (GO): snRNA transcription by RNA polymerase II; positive regulation of transcription elongation by RNA polymerase II; transcription elongation by RNA polymerase II
Cellular component (GO): transcription elongation factor complex
Molecular function (GO): cis-regulatory region sequence-specific DNA binding
Source: RefSeq, a predicted model, not a curated record